Messenger RNA from Anarrhichthys ocellatus (wolf-eel), 1909 nucleotides. It is a transcript of the gene lgmn, whose product is annotated as legumain. NCBI's taxonomy places the organism in Eukaryota, Metazoa, Chordata, Actinopteri, Perciformes, Anarhichadidae. The coding region runs from base 119 to 1429 and encodes 436 amino acids. Gene Ontology annotation, molecular function: cysteine-type endopeptidase activity. Gene Ontology annotation, biological process: vacuolar protein processing. The transcript is spliced from 14 exons. The record is from RefSeq and is a predicted model, not a curated record.
GACUGUUUUUCCCGACGUCAUAUAUAAAUGUCCCACUGACUCCUGCUGAGGACUUUCACGUCAGUUCGUUGGCUGCUUUCUCUUUCGCACACCACAGCAAAGGAAAGAAGGCGAGGACAUGUUGAACCAGGUCUUCUUCGCCCUGCUCGGCCUGAGCCUCGGGCUGGUAAACGCCUUCCCCUCGCAGGACCCAGACGGGGGCAAGAACUGGGUGGUUAUCGUAGCUGGCUCCAAUGGCUGGUACAACUACAGACACCAGGCUGAUGCUUGCCAUGCCUACCAGAUUGUGCACAAGAAUGGCAUCCCGGAUGAGCAGAUAGUGGUCAUGAUGUACGAUGACCUGGCAAAAAAUGAGGAAAACCCCACCCCUGGGAUAGUGAUCAACAGGCCGAAUGGCACAGAUGUGUACAAAGGAGUUCCUAAAGAUUACACUGGAGACGAUGUGACCCCACAAAACUUCCUGGCAGUGCUGAAGGGAGACUCCUCAAACGUCAAAGGUGGCUCUGGAAAGGUUUUGAAGAGCGGCCCCAGCGACCACGUGUUUGUGUACUUUACCGACCACGGGGCGCCUGGUAUUCUGGCCUUUCCCAAUGAUGACCUCACCGUGGACGAUCUCCAAAGCACCAUUACAUACAUGCACGAAAAUAAGAAAUACAAAAAGAUGGUGUUGUACAUCGAGGCCUGCGAGUCCGGCUCAAUGAUGGAACACCUGCCUGCUGACAUUGACGUGUACGCCACCACCGCCUCCAACUCGCACGAGUCCUCUUACGCCUGCUACUAUGACGAGAAGAGGGACACGUACCUGGGAGACUGGUACAGUGUCAACUGGAUGGAGGACUCCGAUGUGGAGGACCUGACAAAAGAAACUUUGGUGAAGCAGUUCAAGAUCGUAAAGAGCCACACAAACACCAGCCACGUCCAGCAGUUUGGAAACAAGACGAUGGCCCACAUGAAGGUCAUAGCGUUUCAGGGUAACCCCAAGGCCAGCAGCCAGACUGCUCCUCCGAUGACCCUGCAGCCAGUUAAGAAUCUGGAUCUGACCCCGAGCCCUGACGUUCCUCUGGCCAUCCUCAAGAGGAAGAUGAUGGCCUCCAAUGACAUCAGAGUUGCAAGAGGGCUGCUGAUGGAGAUCAACUCCCACCUCAAGGUCAGGGAGGUGCUGGCUGAGACUAUGCGCCGGGUGGUUGAGAGGGUGACCGGCAACAAGCUCAAGGCCGACGAGGUUCUCAACGAGCGAGCCGAACUCUCCCAGCAUCAGUGCUACAAGGCUGCAGUCGACCACUACAAGCACAACUGCUUCAACUGGCACAGAACUGAGUAUGAAUACGCUCUGAGACAUCUGUACGCUCUGGUGAACCUGUGUGAGAGAGGAUACUCUGCAGACCGCAUCCAGCUCGCCAUGGACUCAGUGUGUCAUUACAGCAAGUAAAAAUCCAUGAACGUCUCCCAUCAAACUGCUUCUUCCACGUGUCAUGGCCCGGGAAGGCGGAGCUUCUCUUUGCACUGCUAAAGAACCAAUCUGUCGUGGAGUUGACGUUAUUGUUUUGUCAACACACUAACACGUUUCUUUUUUUACUUGUGAUGUUUUUUUGAUUUUACUGAGAACUUUUAAACUUGUUUUAUGAUGAGUUUGCACUAUCACUGUGAAAGGCUUGUGGAUGAUAUUAUACUGCUUUUGAUUAUUUUUAGAAUGUAGGAUUGACAAUUAUAGCAUGAAAUUCAUGUUAAUUUAUUUUGCUCAUAGCUGUAUUUGUGGUAUGGACCACCUGGCAUGAAUGGUUGAUUGAGAUGUAAAGGACGUCCCACUGAUGUUGAAUGUUUCUUGAACUUCAAGAGACUUUGUAACACAGGAAUCUUGAAAUAAAUCGGAAAGACCAAAACUGCUAUAAAAAUUAAAAGACUUGUGAAA